Molecule: messenger RNA, 830 nt
Organism: Penicillium egyptiacum
Lineage: Eukaryota; Fungi; Ascomycota; Eurotiomycetes; Eurotiales; Aspergillaceae
Source: the annotation of a GenBank genome assembly
GAAAGUACGAAGAAGCCGAAGCCAUACACCGGCGGACGUUACAAGACCGAGAGAAGGUGCUAGGGCCAGAACAUCCAGACACGCUCACCAGCGUCAGCAACCUUGGUUCAGUCCUUGAAAGCCAGGGAAAGUACGAAGAGGCCGAAGCUAUGCACCGGCGGGGGUUAGAAGGGUUCGAGAAGGUGCUGGGGCCAGAACAUUCACACACGCUCACCAGCGUCAGCAACCUUGGUUCAGUCCUUGAAAGCCAGGGCAAGUAUGAAGAGGCCGAAGCUCUACACCGGCGGGAGUUAGAAGGGUUAGAGAAGGUGCUAGGGCCAGAACAUCUAGACACGCUCACCAGCGUUAGAAACCUUGGUUCAGUCCUUAAUAGCCAGGGCAAGUACGAAGAGGCCGAAGCUAUGCACCGGCGGGUGUUAGAAGGGUUCGAGAAGGUGCUAGGCCUAGAACAUCCAGACACGCUCACCAGCGUCAGCAACCUUGGUUCAGUCCUUGAAAGCCAGGGCAAGUACGAAGAGGCCGAAGCUAUGCACCCGCGGGAGUUAGAAGGGUUCGAGAAGGUGCUGGGGCCAGAAAAUCCAGACACGCUCACCCGCGUCAGCAACCUUGGUUCAGUCCUUGAAAGCCAGGGCAAGUACAAAAAGGCCGAAGCCAUACAUAGGCUUCCGCAAAGCCCAACUUUGGGCCCGGGGUCCGGGCGGGGGUCGAACCUUUAUGCCCAAACCCCAACCCCCGGCCCAUGGUCAGGCCCCAUUGAGCCCCCACGAAAGCCCACUAUUGCAUUAAAUGUCAGUCCUGGCGUUCAUAAAGCCGAUGGAUCAUCAAAAUAA